This is a messenger RNA of Fusarium redolens, 1216 nucleotides long. RefSeq lists its product as uncharacterized. The record is from RefSeq and is a predicted model, not a curated record. The transcript is spliced from 8 exons. Lineage: Eukaryota; Fungi; Ascomycota; Sordariomycetes; Hypocreales; Nectriaceae. The coding region runs from base 80 to 1027 and encodes 315 amino acids.
AUUUUUAACAUACUGCACUGCCAACAUCCUCCAAUACGCCAUUCCUUUUGAGAAAUAAUUUCUUGCUUACAUCAUACCAAUGUCUCAGAGUCAUUUAGAGAUUUUCAACCCCGGGACCAAUGUUGCAGGGCUAUCCUCAUUCACCCAAAUUAUCAAAAUCUAUCUAAGGUCACACAUCAGCUAUUGUGCAAACCGUACUAAGCAUGGUAUUCAAUUUCCUUUGCUAGAACUCGGGGACAAUGAUCCACCCUACUAUCCCGUUGUCGAAGGCCACCAACUCCUCAGCAAACUUCUCAGAGUCAAUGUAGAAUCCAGAGAGGCAGUGCUAUCUUUUUAUCGGGUUCAUCUACCCUGUUGGCUAACGGGAGGAGUUUCCAAAGAUCGCCUCUGGGUUUCUGGAACGCAAGACAAGAUGGCUAUAGUUGACUUUGUCUGCGAAUUGAAGACAAAGCACGAUCCACGUAACCUAGGGGGAAGUGCACACGGUCUUCACACAAUAGAGUCAUCGGGAAUCGAACCCUCAAAAAUGCACACCUUCAAAGAAAUCAUCAAUGGACUUGAUGAAAUCUGGUUUAUUUUUAUUCAAUCAUUUCCCAUUAGUGCGGCGUCACCGAGCUUCGAUCGUAUUGGGCCUGAUCCUCGCACUGUCGAAAACGAUCUAAGCCAUCUUCACGUCCUCGAUCCAAACGAUGUGAAACCAACUGAGGAACGAUACCGCGUGCUUCUCGCUUUUAAGCCUCAUUGUAAAGGCAUAUAUAAUCUUAAGGACGCCGAGUAUUGGUUGCAGAAGGAAGACAGGAGGUGGAUGGCAAAGUCUAUUGGCAGGAUGCCUGCUUCGGAAACCCCAGGAUUUAGAGAUGAAGAUCUCGAUAAGGCUGUAAAACCGGCUUUUGGAUUUUGGCUAUUUCCUGUCGAUGCAUUCUCCGAUGAGAAUAAAUCUGCAGAGCUACAGGAACUUAGUACGAUUGUUACUUUCGAUGUUAGGAAGCAUCGGCCUGAAUUGGUGCUUCUCAGGAUAAAUGAAUAGGAGACAGGAUGGAAUAUCUCGGAAGAGGUUGAGGCUCACUAUAGGAUUGUCUUACAGCUUCGACUACUAGAUUUAGUCUAUUAGCUCAAACUCAAGGGCCAAGAGUUGCACCUGGAAUGAUAACUCCGGUCUAGUAUCUGUAAGGAUAUAUAUUAGGAGGUCUCUUAAAGCUGAAUUAACAGUCUGAUU